Messenger RNA from Ficedula albicollis (Collared flycatcher), 1747 nucleotides. RefSeq names its product inscuteable homolog (Drosophila) (gene INSC). Gene Ontology annotation, cellular component: apical cortex. Gene Ontology annotation, molecular function: protein binding; cytoskeletal adaptor activity. Lineage: Eukaryota; Metazoa; Chordata; Aves; Passeriformes; Muscicapidae. The coding region runs from base 152 to 1747 and encodes 531 amino acids. Gene Ontology annotation, biological process: regulation of asymmetric cell division; asymmetric cell division; establishment of mitotic spindle orientation. The transcript is spliced from 14 exons. The record is from RefSeq and is a predicted model, not a curated record.
GCGAUGGUGGCAGGCAGGAUCAACUUCCCACUGCUUGGACUAAAUCAGGGGGGAGAUUUGGGAGCAGCGUGUAAGCUCUUCAGGCUUGCUGAAUAUAUAAUCACAAGCUGAUUCCAGCCUAUGGAGAAGUGCACAAAAGAACAGGAUAAAUAUGGCUUUUAAGGGCGAGGACCAGCUAGAUUCCCUUUCCUUACCAGUUCAGCGCAUGCACCUAAUCCAGGUGGACUCUGUUCAGAGAUGGAUGGAAGACCUGAAGCUGAUGACAGACUGUGAGUGCAUGUGCAUUCUCCAGUCCAAGCCCAUCAGCAUUGAGAAGGAUGAACAGAAUGAACUCAUCCUCUCCUCACAGUACAGCACUUGUGACAACUUGCAGCUUCUGCUAAAGAGAGCUUGGAUCAUAAGCACAGAGCUGACCAGGAUUGCUCAGAAGCUGGAGAAGAACAGGUGGCAGAGGGUACACAGCAUGACAGUGAGAGUCAACUGCCAUGUGCAUUCCAUGAUAAAUGAGUACAACACCUUCACCAGGAGCUCUUCACAAGAAAUGCACCAGCUUGAAAAACUUUUAAUAGACAAGUGUUCAGAAUUUACAGCAUUCACUGAAAGGUGCUUACAGACCAAAGAUGAAGAGAUGCUGAAGUCCAUGAAAUCUUGUGUUAAUGAAACACUCACCACCAUUGCUCAACAUUUUGGCCAGUUGAUAGAGCUGGUUUUAACACAAGAGGCACAGAACCUGCUGAGGCAGAUCGAGCUCUCGGGCAGUCUGUACGUCACCGAGUCGGCCAUCAGCGGUUUAUUCAGCCUUGCCCAGGAAGGCGCUCACCUCUGCCGCAUCAUAGCCAAGGAAGGAGGUGUGGUCGCUCUCUUCAAGAUCUGUCGCCAGGAUUGUUUCAGGUGCAUUUAUCCCCAGACCCUGAGAACGCUGGCAUCAAUUUGCUGUGUAGAGGAAGGGAUGCACCAGCUGGAGAAGGUUGAUGGGAUACUGUGCCUGGCUGACAUCCUCACUGAUACCAGCCAUUCUGAGGCUACUCAUGCAGAAGCAGCAGCAGUCAUUGCCCAGAUUACAUCUCCACAUCUCACCUUCACUCAGCAUCUCAGCAGCUUUCUAGAAAAUAUGGAAGAAAUUGUGACAGCACUUGUUAAACUGUGCCAAGAAGCCUCAUCAGGUGAAGUUUUCCUGCUGGCUUCAGCAGCUCUUGCCAAUAUUACUUUUUUUGAUACCAUGGCUUGUGAAAUAUUGCUCCAGUUAAAUGCAAUGAAGGUUCUCCUAGCAGCGUGCUCAGACAGACGCAUAGUGGAUACUCCAUAUUCCCGGGAUCAGGUGGUAACAAUAUUGGCAAACAUGUCUGUGUUGGACCAGUGUGCUUCAGAAAUCAUUCAAGGAAAUGGUGUUGAACUUUUAAUGGAGAUGCUCUCUGAAAAAUCCUCCUCAGGGAAUGCAGCAGAAGUUGCAGCUUGUGAGCGGGUGCAGCAGAAAUCUGCGGUUACCCUGGCGCGGCUCAGCCGAGACCCUGAGGUGGCAGAGGCAGCUGUAAAGCUCAGCUGUAUUCCUCGCCUGAUUAAACUUUGCAGAUCACCAACAGAAAGAAAUAACAGUGAUUCUGUUUUAGUGGCAUGUCUGGCAGCCUUGCGGAGACUAGCAGUUAUGAGUCCUGAUGGACUGGAAGAUUCAGAUUUUCAGCAGCUGGUAAAGCCCAGACUGGUGGAUUCUUUUCUGCUAUGCACAAAUAUGGAAGAGAGCUUUGUAUAA